AUGGACGGUUUGAAAUUCUUUCAAGCUUGGGACAACUUCCUCGGCCUGUUUCGAGCUGCUAAUAUGCCGAAUCAAAACACCAACCCUCCUUCAGAAGACCGAGAAGUUCCCCAAGACGAGCUUGGGGAUCAUGAAGAACCUCUAGAUAAAGACGCUCCUUCUGAAGAUGACACCGACAAGCAAAGCGACACUGGAGGCUCAGAGGAUCACUCGGAGACUGACCCCACUGACCCCACUGACGACACAAACGCCUCAGAGCCAGACAACGUCGGGCGCGACAACCCUAUACCCAGAGUCAAUGGUAGCAUUGCAGUAGCUUUCAGCGUAUUCUGCCGACAAGCAUUCGACUCUGUCGUAAUGAAAGUUGAGGUGACUGUAUCAAAAGUCAAAGACUUCAUCAGCAAUGCCAUUCAGACUUUCAAGGAAAAAGGUUUUUGGGACACUGCAAAGGAGGCCGGAGCGUGGAUGAAGGCGCAUCCAUGGGAGACGGCUCGCAUAGUCGCACCUAUUGUUGCCGUGAUAAUUACAGCCAUCACGCUUUUCGCUGUUGGAUUCGGACCCGCUGGCGUCGCAGCUGGCAGCACAGCGGCCAUUAUUCAAGCGGGCAUCGGUAACGUGGUCGCGAACUCCCUGUUUGCAACAUGUACAAGCGCGAUGAUGGGCGGCUCCGGUGGUCUCAUUAUCUUUGGGGGCGUUUGGGCUAUGUCGACUGUGACUACUGCAGCUUCAAUGUCUGCUUGGAAGCGAUGGAAGAGCAGAAAUGACCAAAGUGUGGUGCUAUUUCCGGGAGUGGCACCAAAUGAUAUCUCCAAGAAAAUGAAGGACGCCGCCGAGAAUUUCGUGGUUGGGUCCAUGCUAUUAGCUGCAUACGUCACUUACCGCAUCAAGAGUUGGUUGCAGUCACGCAGGCGAACGAAGAGUGAUUAG
This is a messenger RNA of Bipolaris victoriae FI3, 927 nucleotides long. RefSeq lists its product as hypothetical. Gene Ontology annotation, cellular component: membrane. The record is from RefSeq and is a predicted model, not a curated record. NCBI's taxonomy places the organism in Eukaryota, Fungi, Ascomycota, Dothideomycetes, Pleosporales, Pleosporaceae. The transcript has 2 exons. The coding region runs from base 1 to 927 and encodes 308 amino acids.